AUGACGUGGUCAUUGCUUCAGUGGGGAGGUUCUAGAAGGUUGACAUUGAAUGGCAGGGACCGGGUUUGUUACCGGGUUCAGGAAUGUGGGCUGGGUCCGGGUUGUUGUGAGGUGUAUUGGGGAGUUGGGGAGAGGAGUGGUAAUAAUAGGGGUGGGAGGAGAGGGAAGGGGAGAUGUGGGUGUGGGUGUGGGGUUGAUGAGGAAGGGGAGAGUGAGGUUUGCGAUUCCGAGGGGUUUAGUGAUGUUGAGGCUGUGUUGAGUUUGUUGAGUGAGGAAGUUGGGGAGGAGUGGUUUGGUAGGGGGAGGAAUGGGUUUAAGAGAGUGGAGGUUGAAGGGAGGAGGAGGAGAAAUGUGGGUUUGUCGAAGAGGGUGGAAGAGGAGAGUAGGAGGAGUUUGGGUGGUGGUAGGAGAAAUGUGAGUUUGUCAAAGAGAGUGGAAGAGGAGAGUAGGAGGAGUUUGGGUGGUGAAAAGAGAAAUGUGAGCUUGUCGAAGAGAGUAGAAGAGGAAAGUAGGAGGAGUUUGGGUGGUGGUAAGAGAAAUGCGAGUUUGUCAAAUAGAGUGGCGGAGGAGAGUAGGAGGAGUUUGGGUGGUAGAGAUAAAGGUGAGAGUUCUGGUAAGGGGAGAGAGAAAAUUGAGAGUGUAUCGAAGGGAGUGCAAGUUGAUUUUGAAGAAAAUGAUAGGAGUGAGUGUAGCAGUGGGGAGAAGAGAAGUAAUGGUAGGUACUCAUCUAUGGAGAGUAAUUCAAAGCACCGAUUGGAAUCAACCAGAGUCGAGUUAAGUGAAAAGGAUUCUAGACAGAGAGAAGUGACGGGAAUGCUUUUAAGAGCUGACAAUCACAGGGGAAGGAAAGAGGGUUCCAGUAGUUCAUCUUAUUACUCCUUGUCAUCUUCAGGGGAUUUUGGAAAUGAGGUUGAUGUCAGGGAUAAUCAUGGCCUUCUGGAGGAACGUAAGUAUAAGGAUUCACAGUAUGAUAGAGGUAGAUACAAUGGGCGAAUCAGUGAAGAGUACAGGAACCGUAAAGAUGAUGCCGAGGUCGGUAGUGAAAUAUCGAAGCACAGAAAUAAUGUAGUUGAGGGGAGUGGUAUGUGGGAUUGGAGGAAGAAGUCAGAAAAGAAGCUUACAGAAGUAGUGAUUGAAGAAGCACAUGCAUCAAAGAAAUCCGCAGAAAUGCAUUCAAGAGUAAUGAAGACCAAUGAAAGUGAGUUAGCAAAGGCCUCUGGGUCACAAAAGCAGUUUGAUGAUGAGAGGGGGAAUUCAUAUUGGACUCGGGAAACAAAAGUACAAUAUAGUCAAACAGGGAACCAAGUUCUUGAGACUGAAUCUAGAAGAACACUUCAAGAAGGCAAAGAGAAAUCAGAAGUCCAUAGAACUGAUACUGAAACAACAUCCCGGUCCCAACAGAGACACAGUGACAAGGAACAAAACCUAGCUACAGCUACGAACAUAGUACAGGAGACAAGAGAUGAGCAUUACAAGACAACUGGCCGUAUCACUCAAAGGGAAGAUAUUAAUAUUGACAUCCAGAAGCUUUCAAGAAUUUCACAAGUUCAAGUUGUUGAUACCGAAAGGACCUCCAAUUGGCAGAGGCAGUCUGAUACUGGGACUAACCAGGAAGAACGCAAAAAUAUGGAGAUGAUUUCAGUUGAGGGGACUGAAGAGCAAUGCCACCAAAUAGGGCAUCAGUUAGAUCAAAAUGCUAUUCAGAGAGUUCAAUCCAGAAAAGGAACCAAUGAUGUUGCUGAAAGAAUGCAGAGAAAUAAUCGAACUGAUGAGAAGCUCAUGCAAGUUAAAGCAAGAAAAGCCGCCGAAAGUUCUACAAUAGUAUCAACUUUUCAGGAAAAAGACUCGGAAGAACCUUCUAGUUUCCAAGCAUCCAUGAGUAUGGUUUCUGAAGCUAGAAUGCAACGGGAGGAGGUUGAGGAGCAUAAGAGAAGUCUACAGGCACCACUGUUACCUCCCCCUCCUCAAUUGAUUGCUAGAGGACCAGUACCGGUGGAGUUGUUGAGUGAGACUGCAAGUCAGGAAGUUUCUGGAGAAACUUCAGAGAGUAAUUCAGCUGUGAAAUAUGAAUCUUCUGGUGGAAACAAUAACACCGAGACUCCAGCGGAGAUUUUAUACCUCAAUAAUCCUGAAGAUGCUUUGGGUUCAGCUCAUCGGUCGGAGGAAUCAUCUUCACAGUUUGUUGGGGAUUUCUUUGAGAAAAUUAGGUAUGGAGUCUCAACUUCUGAAAACCAGACUGCAAAGAGAGUCUCUGGAGCAGAUUUGGUGUAUGGAGGUGAGAAGUAUGGGCAAAAGACUUUGACUUCGUCAUGCAGCCCAACUGGAAAUGAUGAGACUCAUGGGGAGACUUCCUACCUCACUAAUCCUGAAGAUGCUUUGGGUUCGGCUCAGCGUUUCGAUAAGUCAUCUUCACAGUUUGUUGGGGAGUUCUCUAAGAAGGUAAGGCAUGAAGCCUCAACUUCUGAAGAGUAUGGCAUGGAGACGGUUUCUGAAGCACACUGGGUGCCUGGAGGUAAGAAGCAUGGGCAGAGAACUCCUAGUCAAUUUGGGUCUGAAGAUUUGCAGCUGAAGGGGAACGUGUCAAGGCGUUCGUCUGGAGGUUCUGGAUCCAAGGGGCCUUCAAUUGAAAUGUGGGAUGUGGCCGACACAUCUACUCUUAAAAGCCCGGAGGAAGAAAAACCAGUAGCUACUACAGAUGGUGAAAAAUCAGAGGCUACUACAGCAAGUGAAAAAUCAGAGGCUACUACAGCAAGUGGAAAAUCAGAGGCUACUACAACAAGUGGGAAUGCCGUUGCCAAGAGAACUGGCCGGUCCAUAUGGAAUCUUGUUGCAGAUAUAGUUAAGCUGAGGUGGACUCCUCAUGCUGAGACCCAUCCUUCUGCUGUGAGGUCAGGUGAAAAGAUUUCAUCAACUGAAUCUGCAAGUAGUGAGGCAUGGUUUUCAGGCCGUGAGACUGAGGAGAGCAGCGAAAAGAAUGUGAAAUGGGAUAAAGGCUUGCAACCAGAGACCACCACUGAUCAGCUACAACCCGUGAAAUCAUUUUCUCAAACUGAAAAAGCGUCUGGCACUGUGAAGUCGAAGGACAAAGUAAGAUAUCUUGAAACAGGUAUGACAUCUUCUCCAUAUAAAGAGGGAAGUAGGUUGACAUCAAAAUCCGUUUCCCUGUCUUCUGGUGAGGAGACGUUGAGCCCAAAAGAUUAUCAAAAGAAUCUUCGAGGUUCUUCUGGCAUUCAAAUAGUUGAAUCAUCACAACCAGAAGUUGCUACUGGCAUAAAGUCUCCCGUUGUUGAAGAAAUUUCAAAUGCUGGUUACACUGUCUCUGGAAGCGGUUCAGAGGAGAACAGAGACCAUUUUGGUCAUCAGAACUUUGAUGAAGAGUCAGACAAUGUGCCAAAGGAUGCAGAAUUGAAACAAAGGAAGCUUCAUAGGAAUAAACAAGUCAUGAAAGAUAGAUUUGAUGAAUGGGAAGAAGCUCAUACUCGUGAAAUUGAACAGAGAAAAACUGAUGAAUAUUUUAUGAGAGAAGCACUGCUGGAAGCGAAGAAAGCUGCUGAUGCUUGGGAGGUUCCUGUUGGUGCUGUAGUGGUACAGCAGGGGAAGAUUAUUGCACGUGGAUUUAACCUAGUGGAAGAAUUACGAGAUUCAACGGCCCAUGCUGAAAUGAUAUGCAUAAGGGAGGCUUCAAACGUUCUUCGGAGUUGGAGGCUUGCGGAGUGUACACUUUAUGUAACACUUGAACCCUGCCCUAUGUGUGCUGGAGCAAUAUAUCAAGCAAGAGUGGACACUGUUGUAUGGGGAGCUCCUAAUAAGCUUCUUGGAGCUGACGGGAGCUGGAUAAGACUUUUUCCUGAUGGGAGCCAAGGAAGUGAAUCGGAACGGUCAGACAAGCCAGCUGCGCCAGUCCACCCAUUCCACCCGAACAUAACCAUCAGACGAAGCGUGUUGGCAUCAGACUGCGCAGAUAUAAUGCAGCAAUUCUUCCAGCUGAGAAGAAAAAAGAAAGAAAAGAGGCAAUCAACCCCACCAGCACCUCCCUCAACCCAAGCUGUUUCUCACCAUCCACGGAAGAUACUUACCAAGCUGCAUGACAUCUUCCACAUUAUGUUCUGUUUAUGAGAGAUGGUAGAAUGUCCUGGAUUCCUUGUACACAAUGUCACAAAUCUGUGUUAAAAUUUUGCCCCCGUAGAAAAUUAUUAUUGCCGCAAAUGUUUCAGUGUUGUGUCAAUGUACAUGUUAUCAGCAUUGACAAAUUGGCCUUGUGGUAAAUAGUGAGGUGGUCCGUAGUAUCAUAGCAUUAACAAUAUAACACGUCUCAUGUGCAGUUGCAUCG
Fragaria vesca subsp. vesca is the source of this 4330-nucleotide messenger RNA. RefSeq lists its product as uncharacterized. The coding region runs from base 1 to 4116 and encodes 1371 amino acids. Gene Ontology annotation, molecular function: tRNA-specific adenosine deaminase activity. The transcript is spliced from 5 exons. Gene Ontology annotation, cellular component: chloroplast. Gene Ontology annotation, biological process: tRNA wobble adenosine to inosine editing. The record is from RefSeq and is a predicted model, not a curated record. NCBI's taxonomy places the organism in Eukaryota, Viridiplantae, Streptophyta, Magnoliopsida, Rosales, Rosaceae.